GCGACGCAUACCGUUAUUCACAUUUCUGAGCAACACCAUAAAUACAAAUAAAAUAUGAUAAUAGAAUAAAAUAUUAAACUCAUUACUACGCACGACAAAAACGCAGAAUGUAUUUAAUACAAUGUUUCAGAGCCCCUCAGCUUUUAUAAUGUUCGUUGGACCAUAAUAUGAGAGAUCUCCGUCUCUUCUCUGGAGCCUGGUCACAUGCGCGCUUGGGAAUAAUGGCUGCACAGGAACCCUCACCACCAUCUUCAUUAGAAGUCAACAAACCUGGAUUCCCCAAGAAAAUACUCGCCAACAAGCUGGAGGACAAGCAUCUGUGCAAUAUCUGUCAGAAAAUCCUUAGGAGACCGUUUCAGGCGCAGUGCGGACAUCGUUUCUGUUCAUAUUGUUUUAAUAAAGCAGUGAGCUCCGGACCUCAGAAAUGCAGUGCCUGUGUAAAAGAAGACAUUUUUGAAGAGCCAACGUCAAUAUUAAAACAGGGCUGUGCUUUCCCUGAUAAUGCUGCCAAAAGAGAAGUUGAAGCUCUAGAAGCUGUUUGCAUCAACGAGGAAUGUAGUUGGACAGGCACCAUCAAAGAAUACGAGGCAAACCAUGAGGGAAAGUGUGACUUUAGGAUCCUUCCCUGCCCAUCAUGCAAAGAGCUUUUGAGAGCCAAUGAACUUGAGCGUCACAAUGAAAGAGAAUGCCCUGAAAGAAUUCUGAAUUGUAAAUACUGCAAGGAGCCUUUUCAUUUUAAAAAUAUUAAGGCCCAUGACGAGAUAUGCCCUAAAUACCCAAUGAUUUGUGAAGGCUGUGCCAAGAAAAAAAUCCCCAGAGAGAAAAAGAAAGUCUUACACUGGGAUGGUAUGAGGUAUGUGGACCACAUUAAACUGUGUACCAAAUUCAGAACACCCUGCAGAUUUCAUGUUGUAGGCUGUGACAUGAUGGUGGAAAAGGAGAAGAUCCACGACCAUGAGCAAGCCUGUUCCUACGAGCACUUGAACCUCCUAUUGCACUUCAUCAUGGGGAUCAAGGUGAACUUGGAGAGUCUGCAGCCUCAGAGUCUGGAGUUGGCCAGCCACAAGAUCCAUGAACUGCAUCAGUCUCUGUGGGAGCUGGAGCUGAAGAUAGGUCAGCUGAGUGGAGUGUGGGCUCCCGUGCAGGGGGCCUGCGCACCGUUGCACCCACCACCAGCUCCAAAGCUCGGUACAUCUUUCACCCCCCUUCCUACUGCCGUUGGGGCAGCCUUGGAGCUGCAGCUGCACAGCGAGAAGACCAAAGUGGCAGAGCUCAGCCGUCGCUGUAAGGAGCUGGAGCUGAAGAUAAGCACCUUCGAGAACAUCGUGUGCGUGCUGAACCGUGAGAUGGAGCGCUCUGCCACUACCAUGGAGGCCUAUAACCGCCAGCACCGACUUGACCAAGACAAGAUAGAGAUACUAAACAACAAGGUACGGCAGUUGGAGAGGACGGUAGGCCUAAGGGAUCUCUCCAUCGUGGAGAUGGAGGCAAAGAUGAGGGAGAUGUCUGCUGCCACCUACGAUGGCGUCUUUGUCUGGAAGAUUUCCGACUUCUCAAAAAAGAGACAAGAUGCUGUAGCUGGACGGGCACCAGCUAUGUUCUCGCCUGCAUUUUACACAAGCAAAUAUGGCUAUAAGAUGUGUUUGCGCAUCUAUCUGAAUGGGGAUGGGACAGGACGUGGUACUCACUUGUCUCUGUUCUUCGUGGUGAUGAGGGGACACAGUGACGCCUUGCUCAAGUGGCCAUUCAACCAGAAGGUCACUCUCAUGUUACUGGAUCAGAACAACAGAGAGCACAUCAUUGAUGCCUUCCGACCAGAUAUCUCCUCUUCAUCCUUCCAGAGGCCUGUCAGCGACAUGAACAUUGCCAGUGGCUGCCCACUCUUCUGCCCUCUUUCCAAACUCGACUCCAAAAACUCCUACAUCCGAGAUGACACUAUCUUCAUCAAGGCCAUUGUUGACCUCACAGGCCUUUAAGGUGUAAGAUGUUGCUGCUCUACCAUGCUCCUUUCUCCAGCGUGUAGUGUUUCCCAUACAGUACUUUUUUCGGAGGCCUGUUCCCUCAGUCCAAGCUCUUUGCUGUGCUUGUGUGAGCCCAAAGAGACUCCAGGACCCAGUGCAAUACUGCUUUUGGAUUGAUGCCACUCUUCAUUAUGUACCAAAAUUGUUCCUAGAGUUUGUGCAGAUCUACUUUAGUAUAGUUGCCCUGUGGGAAAUCUCUCUCUCUCGUAGUGGGAUAGCUGUCAGCCGUGAUUGUAACGUAACUACUUGCCUGUGCCACAGAUGUGGCACCUUGCCUUUUAUAGAGAUUGAGAAGACUUUCCGCAAAGACAGACGCCAUUUAAUUUCCGAGCACCUUUCUUGUGUUGUAGUUGCUAUUUGGGUUCUUUUUCCUUUCUUAGUGUUCAAACUACUCGUAAGUGAAUGUUUUGUGCGUAGACAGACAUGAAGUCACUCUUACGAAUGACGUUGAUGCAACGGCAUAGUUAACUUGUUUCACAAUCUAGCAACUGUUACUCUUAAGUAUGCGCAUCAACCGUCUUCUGACAUUCCCUCUUAGCAUUGUGUGCCUCAGAUGUUUCACAAGUCCUCUUCUCAUUGGUUUUCUGUAGUGGUGGACAUUGCUUGAAUUCCCUGGAGUCCAAAGUGCAGAAUUUGAGUUUUGAUAGCUGCUUGUAAGUGAGGAGUUGUGUUUAAAGGUGUGAUGUGUUUUUGGCCUUCGUUUCCAUUUUUGGUGUUCUUUGAUGUAUUUGUUUGCAUGUUGGAUCUGUGGAAGAUACAUUCAAGUUAGCAACAGACCAGGUGUAAACCCUGAGCCCGAGAAGCGAAGGCAGUUUUAUUGUAAAUCACUGUUGAAGAAACUGACUAAAUCAUGCUGGGGUUCAUCCAGUUCUUUAAGUUAGUUCAUCCAGUUCUUUAAGGACCUCUAAUCAUCAUCAGCCCAAUGUGGUUAUACAUGAACAAAAGAUGCAGCCUUUUGCAUAAAGGUAGUGUACGUAGGACAGAUAACCUCGUGUGCUUUAUUGUGACAUGGUAAGGCUGAUGUUUAUUAGCAUUUUGAUGUUUUCCUGUGUUUUGGAUGUUCUGUUGAUAUUGUGCUGCUUUGGGCGAACGUGUAACUGAUGCCAUUUAAACGAUAUGACUUGCUUUGGAUUAUGUCGAUCAGUAUAAACCAAGCAGGUGUUUGUCAACUCGUAGUUAGUGAUUCCUGUCAUCUUUAUCCCAGAAAGACUGUGGAAUUUGCAUGUGCUAGAAAAUGAGGAAUAUAAUUGCCAUACAAUUUUGAAUAUAUCCUCAGUCCUUAAUAGACAGUUCGAUGCAUCCAUGAGAUCAUUUGAUGAGAAGAUUUUGUUUAUCUGCAACCAGAGAAGGCAUUACUAAAAUGUAUACAAUGCAUAACUCAUACAUAAGGGCUUUUAGUAUACAGUAUGUCUUCCAUGUGAGCUUUACGGUCUGAUUAUUUUCUUAAAUGCAGCCUGAGACACUUUUUAAGAUGCCUUCAUGCUAACAAAGCAACUGGACCCAGCCUAUUUUCAAACCAGUUCCCACGGAUAUUAAAACAUCUCUGUGCACGAGAUGUUUUGAUAGAGAAGAAAAACAGCAUAUUGUAAAUUAUUGGUUUACUUUGUAGACCAACAUUUUAUUUGUAUUGCUUUACAUUUUUUAUCUGUUGAUUGAGAUGCAGUAUAUGAGAUGCAAUAAUUGUGAGUGUGGUAUAUUGUUUAUUUAAGUAUAAAUAGAUUAACUAAACAGCAUACACAGUUUUUAUGACUGGUAUAGCUGUGGAUAUAACACAUAUGAAUCAUAGAUAUAUUAGAGAUUUAUAUUGAUACUAUAUGUACUAUUUCCUGUUGGGAUGGUUUCAAAAUGUGUUUGGGCCCAUUUUGGGCUUUGGUAAGUUCUUCUCCACUUUGGCAGCAUCUUCUGAAGGAAUUCAAUUUUUAAAAAUCUUCCGGGUUUUUCUCUUUCUUAAGAACCUGUCUACAUUAAUAAAUCUCACCAUUGUAGAUUUUCCCAGCUUGCUUUUUGCCCCAAAGAGAUUUCAACAUAUUUGUGAAUAGUUCUACAGAUGUGACGCAUCUGUAGCAUAAAUGUUCUCUGUACAUAGCUUUAGCUAACAUUGCAUGUGGCAAGGGUGUUUGUAUUGUAAUUCAUGUAAAAAAUAUUCUUUUUUUUUAUUUUUAUUUUUUUAAGUAGCUCUCACAUUGUAGAAGUACACACAUUUUAGUACAAUACAAGUGUCCUUCCCAUUCUUGAAUGUGAAAUCUACUUUUGCAUUCACUCUGUCUGGGCUUCAGAGUAUUCAUACACUAAAGAGGUGAAUAGGAAAUGCUUGACCUUACAUGGGUAAGAGUCCCUUUAUCUGUAAUAAGUUAUUUGACUCUUACUUUAGUUGUGUCUUUGGAUAAACAUACCACUAGAGAUUUGAUAUUUUUAAGUUUUUGCAUACAGUUGAGAUUAAAACUCACAGAAAAAAAUACUUUAUGGAAUCCAGGACUGAAUUUUUCUUCUUCUUCAGCUGACUAAUAUUUGUAUAUACUUUUUUAUUUCUGAGGUUGCUUUAAUUUCAUAGAGGUUGCUUUAAUAAUCAAAAUAUGUACGCAAUGUUGUAUGCCUUUUCUGAUGGUGUUUCAGUGCCACUGAUCUUCCUGAUUCUGUUUUACAGAGCUAGAGAGAGUUACUGUGAUGACACUGGGUUUCUUCUGCAAAUUCUGGUAGUCGAUGUGCCAAGGAAGUAACCUCUGUGUGAUUCCUUCUGUGUUAUGAUUUAACCCUCAAUGAAAUAAAAUAAAGU
This is a messenger RNA of Xyrauchen texanus (razorback sucker), 4794 nucleotides long. Its product is annotated as TNF receptor-associated factor 2-like. The coding region runs from base 168 to 1976 and encodes 602 amino acids. Gene Ontology annotation, cellular component: cytoplasmic side of plasma membrane; cytosol; plasma membrane signaling receptor complex. Gene Ontology annotation, molecular function: ubiquitin-protein transferase activity; ubiquitin protein ligase binding; tumor necrosis factor receptor binding. Gene Ontology annotation, biological process: protein K63-linked ubiquitination; tumor necrosis factor-mediated signaling pathway; regulation of apoptotic process. The record is from RefSeq and is a predicted model, not a curated record. The transcript is spliced from 12 exons. NCBI's taxonomy places the organism in Eukaryota, Metazoa, Chordata, Actinopteri, Cypriniformes, Catostomidae.